ACAAGCAGUUUUUCAAAUAUUUGUGUUGAAAUAGAUAAAUCCGAACAGGAUAACUAUUUAACAGAUAAUAGUUUAUGUUAUGCAAAGGUUCUUCUUAUUGUUCGAAUUACCUCGCCAAAACUAAAUCAGAAGCUUGAGCUUGCUCUCGUUCACUAG
Racocetra persica is the source of this 156-nucleotide messenger RNA. The record is from the annotation of a GenBank genome assembly. Lineage: Eukaryota; Fungi; Glomeromycota; Glomeromycetes; Diversisporales; Gigasporaceae.